Tilletiopsis washingtonensis is the source of this 7042-nucleotide messenger RNA. RefSeq lists its product as hypothetical. The record is from RefSeq and is a predicted model, not a curated record. Lineage: Eukaryota; Fungi; Basidiomycota; Exobasidiomycetes; Entylomatales. The transcript has 5 exons. Bases 295 to 6933 code for a protein of 2212 amino acids. Gene Ontology annotation, molecular function: small GTPase binding; actin binding. Gene Ontology annotation, biological process: actin cytoskeleton organization.
CCACAACCACCCGCCCGCCCGCCGACGCACGCGCCAACGGCCCCGCUGCUCCAACGGCCGCCGCGCCUCGCGCGCAUCCUCCCUCCGCUCCACCACUCUCCGCGCAACCGCCCGCCUCAUCUUGCCCUGCGCCGAGGCGACAGCGCUUCUUGCCCGCCUGCUCCGCAUCUGGCGGCCCAGACCGAUAGCGACACCUGAGCCGCCUGCGUCGCGCAGUCCUCUGCGCCUCCCGGACGCCGCGAGCGUCGGCCCUGCCGCGCGCAUUGCUUGGCGGCCAGUCGCGCGGCCCGGGCCAUGCGCGCACAGGACCUGCUGCAGGUCCUGCUGCCCGACAAUGCGACCAUCCUCAGCGCCUCGCUGCCCGUAAACGCGCACAGCGAUGGCUCCGAGACGACCGUCGAGCUGCUGCUCGGCGCGCUGCUCGCCGACCCGGCCAACGCACGCGCCCUCACGCGCGUCUUUGGCCACCACUUCGACGCCAAGACGGCCGCCGAUGCCGCUGCCGCGAGCUCGGCAGGCGCCAUCUGGCGCAUUGAUGCCAGCGGCAUGAGCUGGGCACUGCAGACCGUUGAGAGCUCGCAGCCGAACAGGGAGUGGCAGGACGGCGAGCUGGAAGGGCUGGGCGAUGGAUUGCUGCCUCUGGACACGCCCGUCUUCACCUUCCUCCACGCUCUCCUGGCGCCUCGUCCCGACGGCACCCUGCCGCCGUCUCACGCGCCGCUAGCCGCCGCACUCGCUGGCACGCUGCGUUCAGCGCGCGGAUCUGGCUUCUCCGACUUCAUCCUCUCAUCGCAUCUGCACACGCCGCGGCUGCGGCUGGUGUGCGGCGCGCCUGGCUUGGCAGUGCGCCUGCGCUUCGCACACGUGCCGGAGGUGUACGACGGCUGGGAUGGGCGCGUGUGCUUCCUGCCUGCUGCUGCAGAUCCUGCUGCAGGUGCCACUGGGUCCGGCAGCACUGCCUCCGAGCUGGUUGAGGCUGUGUGCGAUGAACUCGGCGUGCGGCGCGUAGUGCUGCAAGGAUCCAAGUCGGCAAGGGUGGAGUACGCCUUGGCCGACCUGCCUGCGGAAUACGUCGUCUCGCCGAUGCCGCCACCGCCGCCGAUCCGCGCAGACACGCCGCUGCCACAGCAUCUCCUCACGCUGCCGGGACCGCCGGAAGAGUACCCCGGCAUGCUCUUCACAGUGUCCGCCAGCUGGCUCAACCGCCUCGGCACAGUAGCGCUGGGCUUCCAGAAGCAUGCUCGCCGAGCGCCGAGCCAGUCGCCCACCCGCUCGGCAGGCCCUGUCGAGCCACCUCUGACGCCCGGCACUCCAAGCCGGAGCGCGGCCAAGCCAGGCAUGAUGAGCCUGUGGGCUGCCAGCAUCGGACGUGGCGCAGCUGCACCCGCACUCGAGACCAAGUCCUCGUCCUCCGCCGCGUCAACCUCAAGCGCGAGCAGCAGCACCGGCGACGCGGAUCUCGAUGCCUUGGGCAGCGACGCCGGCAUCGCGGGCGACGAGGACGAGCCUGUUGGCGAGGGAACGCUGAAAGGCGCGCCCGCCAUGGUGCCUCAGACCUCCGACGAUGGCUCACGGACCCUCACCUCGGCGGAGAGCGCGGCGGCCGCGGCCGCAGCCGCCACUGCGGCUCAGGCUGAGACUCGCGCUGGCGGCGCAACAGGCUCGCUGUCGCAGGCGGCCGGUGCUGCCAUCAUGGCGCCCAAAGCGCGCGGCAAAGGCGCGCCGCACACUGCGACAGCCAGGCUGUCUCGGAUGUUUGAAGGGUGGGGCGCUGGCGCAGCAGGAGAUCCUCCUGUUGCUGCAAGUGGCGCUCCACCGCGCACGCCAGGAGCACCUGGCACGCCGGGCUCGCGACCGCCGGGCGCACCAGCGACACUGGGGCGCAGCGGCCGCAUCGUCAGCGUCAGUGGGCCGCUCGAGCUCGAGGAGACGCCCCGCUCGCCCACCGGGCUGGUCUCGCCGACGCUGGCCUCCGCCGCGAUGACAUCGCCGAUGCUCGGUACUCAGAGCGGCGAAGUGCUCGAGGGCGAGGCCCUUGCGAAGCGCUUCGAGGUCCUCAUGGCGGACCUUGGCAUGAAAGGCAGCAGCCGCACCGCAAUGCUCGCUCUACCCGACGACCGCAAGCGCUUCCUCAUCGCGCAGAACGAGUCGGCGCGUGAGGUCGAGCCGGCCACACCAUCCCGCAGCGCCAGUGGCUCCAAGCCAGCACGCGCGCCGACGGCGCUGCGUCCGGCGGACGAGGCAGCUGGGCCUGGCGGCAUCGCCGACACGCUCAGCCGCGCAAGCACGGCGCUGAUGUGGGGCAACCGCUUCAGCAUCGCCAGCAUCGCCAGCUGGGGGACCGCGGACACGGGCGGCAGCGGAGAAGCGGCAGAUGAAGCAAGCCCGCGCACCAGCGUGGCGACGAGCUUCACCGCGCCUUCCAGCAACGGCCGGCCGACUACAGUCGUGAGCACCGAGUCGCCAACGAUGAGCCACGACAGCAUGGAGCGCAAGGCGCCGACCCAAGCGGCAGAUGCAUUGCUCCGCGCCCAGCACACCGGCAGCAGCGGCAAUGGAGCAAGUCUGUGGAGCAGCUGGUGGGGCGGUGGCGCUGCUGCAGGGUCUCAAACCGCAGCGGCAGGCUCCAGCGCUCCCUCUGCGGCGACCGAGAGAGACAGCCCGGCCUACUAUCCGACCGCGCUGCUCUCUGGCAAGCUGGGCCGGAAGGACCUCGUCAAGCACCUAAUCAGCCUGCGCGUCACGCUCUCGUCCGCCAAGCUGACCUGGAUUGCCGCGUUCCUCGAUGCGCGCGGCCUUGACGCUCUCGAGGCGCUGCUGCGCACAGAGACCGAGCCGCUGCUCUCGCGCGGCAAGGGCAAGGAGCGCGAGCGCAAGGAGAUGAGCGACGUCGUGCUCGCAGAGUGCAUCAAAUGCUUGCGCACGCUCAUGAACACCGAGCUGGGCUUCGAGCGCGUGCUUCAGCAGCCGAUGCUCGUCACCUUCAUCGCAUACAGCCUCCGCGCACCGUCUUACAAGCUGCGCUCGCAGAUCGCAGACGUGCUCGCCGCGCUCUGUGUGCUGAGCCUUGCGGAUGGCCACCGACUCGUCUGUGCGGCGCUGUCGGAGCUCGCCGUCGCAGCCGGCGACCGCUUCCGCUUUGCCUUCCUCGUCAGCAGCCUCAACGUGGGCGGCAGCACGACGGGCGCCGAGUCGGAUGCGGGCUCGCACUCCGAUGAGGAUGGAGAGGGCGACGAGGCAGCCAUGUGGGAGUACCGCACGUCUGCCAUGGUCCUCAUCAACGCGAUCACGAACAGCCCGGAGGAUCUCGAGGAGCGCGUCGCGCUUCGCGAAGAGUGCGCUCGUCGCGGCCUCAACGAAGCGAUGGUCGGGCUGCGCUACGUCGAGCCGCCAGAUGCACUGCUGGUGCAGCUGCAGGUGUUCGCCGAGGAGAAGCAGGAGGACCAGUCCGAGCUGCACGACCGCCUUGUCCGACGGGGCGGCGAGGUCGAGGACGAUUCGUCGCGGACGCCGCAGAGCGUCAGCGUCAGUGCGCUCGGAGAGGUGGGCGAGCUGCUGCGCUCCGCACAACUCGACAGUCCCGACCUCUAUCCGCUCAUCGCAAGCAUGGUCUCGUAUACGACGCGCAUCUUGGCGCGCGACAUCGAUCACCAGCUCAAGGCCGACCUGCUCUUCGUCCUGGAGAAGUUCCUCGAGCACUCCGUCGAGGUCGUUGACUUUGACGACGGCUGGCGCAGCUUCAUGCGGCAGUACCUGUCGAGCGUGCAGCACAUCGUCGGCAAGCAGGCGAUGAUCAAGGCGAAUCGCAUGAGCGACACGAGCACCGUGCCGAGCAGCUUCGUCGAGGAGCUCGAGGGCCUCCGCGCCAAGGUCGAGGAGCUCAGCGACGAGCGAUCACGGCUCAAGGCUGAGCUCAAUGAGUCGAUCGCGCAGGCCAACACCCUCCGAGGCUUGCCACGUUCUCUCUCGGCAGACCGCGAUCUCGCCUCCGUCGCUGGCGGAGAUGUGCCGCAGGACGCCAAGAGACGCGGCGAGAAGGAAGGAUUCGCCGGCGUGAUUCAGCGGCUGGUGCAGAAGGAGAAGCAGGUGCUGCAGCUGCAGGCGGAGGUCGACCGGCUCUCUGCUGCUAACCCGGCGGAUCGCGGAGGCGGCGCAGAUGCCGAGGAGCGAGCAAAGCGCGAGCGUCUCGAACGUAACCGGCAGUGGACGAACCUCAUGGAGGAGAUUGCCCGGCACAAGGAGCGCAUCGCCGAGUCUGAAGGCCAAGUCGAGGCACGCGAGCGCGAGAUCAAGUACCUCAAGCGGGCGCUCGAAGCCGUGUACGGCAGAUUCCAGGCCUCGACGUCCGCCACGGGCGCUGGCAGCACCGAUGACGCCACGAAGGAGGCAGCGACGAGCGCUGCGCCCAAGAACGAGGUCGACGCAGACAUCAUGGCACAGCGAUCUAUUGACGCGCUCGGCGAGAAGGACUCUGUCAUCGCGACGCUGCGAUCGGACCUGGCAAGGCUGCAGGAGCAGAUGAUCGUUGCUACAGAGCAGCAGCGCUCCCAGGCAACGGCGCUCACCGAGCAGCACGCCGUGGCGCUAAGCGAGAGCAAGGCGCAGAUCGUUCGUCUCGAGGGCGAGAUGAGCAGGCUUCAGGCGCUCUUGCUGCAAUUUCAGCUCGACGCACCGCCAGUCGGAGCAGGCACGACAACACGGUCGCUGUCCGUCCAUCGCAGUGCUCCACAGCCACCCGCCGCAGCUGUCGAAUCAGGGCCAACGCCUGCGACUGCGAUGGCAGUUAGCGCAGGAGGGCCGCCCCCGCCACCGCCUCCGCCGCCUCCGCCGCCUCCGCCGCCGCCUGCCGCAUCGGAUGGACAUUUGUCUGCCGGCAAGGAUCGGUUCGCUGCCGGUCCUCCUCCUCCUCCGCCUCCGCCGCCACCACCGCCGCCAGCAGCGGCAGCCAUGCCCGUCGCCAUGAGUGCAAUGGGCCCUCCGCCACCACCUCCUCCUCCACCGCCGCCGCCUGCGACCGGAGGCUCGGCGGCCUCCGGACCUCCUGGUCCACCUCCUCCGCCGCCACCGCCGCCGCCGCCGAUGGCAGCCGCUGGGCCCGCAAGCAUGGGCGGACCGCCGCCACCACCACCGCCUCCGCCGCCAGGCGCACCCACUGCCCCUGCGCCACCGCCGCCACCGGGUGCGCCCACUGCACCUUUGCCGCCGCCUCCUCCAGGUGCCCGACCACCGCCAAGCGCUCCGAAGCUUCCGAAGCUGCCCCAGAAGAAGCGACGCCCGCUCUUCUGGACGAAGCUGCCGAACCAGGUGCUUGCACGCACCGUGUGGAACGAUCUGCCGGGAAGCCCCAUCGAGCUGCCCAUCGACGAGGUCGACAGUCUCUUUGCUCUGGAUCGAGCAGCGCCAGUCGUCAAGGCCGCCACCGCCGCCACCGCCAAGAAGCAAGGCCCGACGACUAUCAUCGACCCUGGUCGCGCGCACAGCGUCGGCAUCCUGCUGGCGCGCCUCAAGCACACGUUCCCACAAAUCCGGCAGGCCAUCCUCGACCUCGACGAGGAGCGGCUGAGUCUCGACAAUCUGCGUGCGCUAGAGAAGUGCCUGCCCACGCCGGACGAGGCCGAGCUCAUCCGCGACUACGACGGCGACAUCAGCGCGCUGAGCAAGGGCGACCAGUACUUCCGCGAGAUUGUCGGCAUUCCGCGGCUGAGCGAGCGGCUCAGCUGCAUGGUGUUCAUGCGCAAGUUCGAGAUGGACCUCGAGGAGCUCAAGCCCGACCUCAAGGUGCUGCGCGACGCCGUCGACGAAGUGAGCGCGAGCGACAAGUUCAAGCGCGUGCUGCAGACUGUGCUGCUGCUCGGCAACAUGCUCAACGGCUCGACGUUCCGCGGCUCGGCGGCUGGCUUCCAGCUGGGCGACUUGCUCAAGCUGCGCGAGACGAAGCCUGCGGUGCCGACGCCAGCCACACCGACGCUUCUGCACUUCCUCGUGCGCGUGCUCAACCGCGCCGACAAGGCGCUGGUCGGGUACCUAGACGACUGCUCGCACGUCGAGGCGGCUGCGCGCCUGUCGACUCAGUCGAUCAUGGCCUCGGUCACGGCCAUCCUGGCCGGACAGCAGCAGGUGCGCGAGGAGGCAGAGAUGCUCAGCCGCACGCGCAUCGCCUCUGCCGGCGACCGCUUCCUCGCGGCGACGACGCAGUUCCUUGCCUCGACGAAUUCGCAAGUCCGCGCUCUGCAGUCAGCUGGCGAGCACAUCCAGGCGGACCUGCUGCGCCUCGUCGCGUACUACGGCGACGACCCGACCGUGGUGCGGCCCGAGGAGUUCUUCGGCACCAUUGCGAGCUUCGGGCAGGCGCUGAUGCGCGCCGAGGCCGAGGUGCUGGAGCACGAUCGCAAGGCCGAGCUGGCGGCGCAGAAGAGCGCAAAGGCGCAGUUUGGCGCUGCUCUGCGCGGCGCAGCGCUGCGCAUUCCCCAGCCUCCGGCGCCAGAGGUGCGCGGGCCCCUGGCAAGCCAGGCGAACGAGGCAAGCCAGCCGGCGAGCAGCAGCGUCGAUGCGCCGUCCGCGCUGGCUGUCACCAUCGAGGAGGCCGACGAGGCAGCCGACGUCGUCUCGCCCGUCGGCUCGGACCUGACGCCGACUGCCGGUGCGCCGGGCUCGCGCUUCCGCUCCUGGGGCGCCUCGGCGGCGGCCACGAUGGGCGACGCAUCCAGCUCGGGCGUGCAGCGCGGCAGCUACCGCGGCGGGCGCGGCCAGCUGGACGAGGCGAUCAAGGAGCUGCGCAGCGGCGUGCGCGGCGACCGUGGCGAGCGCAUGGCGCAGGCGCUCAGCAACGCCGCAGGGCCCGGUGGUACGCUGAGCGGCCGCAAGAGCCUGCGCCGCCAGGACACGCUGCGAGCCUCGCAUCGGCCGCUGAGCCGCGUCUUCCUCGACGCAUGAGCGCAGCCGGCCCUAGUCCAUACCUGACCUCGGUGUCCGACGUCCGAGAUCGCUCCGGCCUGCGUGCUGCGAGUGCCCGAUACCUACGCAAUGCUACAUCUAUGCGCUG